Molecule: messenger RNA, 1143 nt
Organism: Cariama cristata (Red-legged seriema)
Lineage: Eukaryota; Metazoa; Chordata; Aves; Cariamiformes; Cariamidae
Gene: ATXN10
Product: ataxin 10
Exons: 9
Coding region: 1-1143 (380 amino acids)
Biological process (GO): neuron projection development
Cellular component (GO): cytosol
Source: RefSeq, a predicted model, not a curated record
AUGACAGGCGGCCUAUUUGUGUUAAUUCAAUACGAGGAAGAAGGCCACAUGAGAUCUGGAAGAGGCAAAAUGACCACUGCCAUGUGGCAGCCACUGGUUCAGCCUCUUCGUUGUAGUCUCCAGUUUCUUGGAAACAUUGCAGCAGGAAAUGGAGAUUCCCAGAAUAGCAUUUGGAAGUGUGCUUUCCCAGAUCUCUUCUUGACAUGCCUAACCUACAGUGAUGACAAAAUUGUUGCCUAUUGUUGUAUGGUCCUGUUCACCUGCCUUAAUUCAGAGAAAGUGAGAGAACUACUGGAUCCUGGGAACUUGACUGUGGCUCUUCAUGUCCUGAAAGUCUACAAAGAGCAGUUGGAGUCUGAGUGGUCGUUCUUGAUUGUUACAGACCAUUUGCUGAAAUGUCCAGAGUUGGUAAAAGCCCUCUAUGCCAAACUGAGCAAUCAAGAAAGAGUUGCUUUGUUAGAGCUGAUGAUGGCGAAAGUAAGUGAGAAGAACCCAGUUACCAGUGAAGAAAUGAAUGUGUUCAUGAGUCACGCUGACUUCCUUGCAGGCUGUUUCCAAGAGAAAUGUGAGGCUGUGCUCAAGUUAACUUCUCCAGCAGAUGCAGAAGAUGAGGAAGCAUUGGUUACAAUUCGUCUUCUUGACGUUCUUUGUGAAAUGACAUCAAACAACGGACAGCUAGAACAUCUACAGGCUUUGCCUGGUUUGCUUGAAACAGCCAUAGAUACCCUGAGAUUAACUCAUCUUGCUGGGAAACAGACUGUAAAUAUUUUCACUGCCACACAUGCUAUGACAGAACAGGAAGAAAUUUCACAUCCAGCUGUGGGUUUUAAAUCUCAUCUCAUUCGUUUGAUUGGAAAUUUGUGUUACAAAAAUAAGGAAAACCAAGACAAGGUUUAUGAGUUAGAUGGCAUCCCCUUGAUCCUGGACAACUGCAGCAUUGAUGACAACAAUCCGUUUGUGAGCCAGUGGGCAGUAUAUGCUCUCCGAAAUCUCACUGAACAGAAUGAGAGAAACCAAGAGCUUAUUGCACAGAUGGAGGAGAAGGGGCUGGCAGACAAUUCUAGCCUUGAGAGUAUGGGUGUAGAGGUAGAGAAACGAGAUGACAAGUUAAUUCUGAGAUCUGUCAGGAAAAAGCCAUUGUGA